AUGAGAGGAAAAGAUGAAGCGGCUAAGUCUGGUAAGAUAAGGUUGAUCAUUCUGUUGGGAUUUGCGUUUAAAGAGGCUUCGAGAGUUGAGUUCAUGUCGGUGGUGGUCGUUGGGUUGAUCGAAGGAAAAUAUCUUCCAAAUCUAAUAUAUGAUGGUUUCGCGUCUGGUAGAAGAUUAUAUGGUCGCCCGUUUAUGCCUAUUAGGAUUGAAGUAGUCGACCAAAUACUUGGUUAUUAA
This is a messenger RNA of Funneliformis caledonium, 237 nucleotides long. NCBI's taxonomy places the organism in Eukaryota, Fungi, Glomeromycota, Glomeromycetes, Glomerales, Glomeraceae. The record is from the annotation of a GenBank genome assembly.